Molecule: messenger RNA, 2025 nt
Organism: Colletotrichum destructivum
Lineage: Eukaryota; Fungi; Ascomycota; Sordariomycetes; Glomerellales; Glomerellaceae
Product: Putative sodium/solute symporter, sodium/glucose symporter superfamily
Exons: 10
Coding region: 1-2025 (674 amino acids)
Biological process (GO): urea transmembrane transport
Cellular component (GO): plasma membrane
Molecular function (GO): urea transmembrane transporter activity
Source: RefSeq, a predicted model, not a curated record
AUGGCAUUUUCUACACGGUCAGACGAGACUUCCGUGGUGCCUGCUCCGCUUCCCCAGUCUGUCGGAUAUGGCGUCGUCGUCGCUCUUGGGCUCGCAUUUGCGUUUGGCAUGAUGGGCGUCACGUCCGUUUUGAAGAGAACCCUCAGCGAAGACAACUCAAAAGCCGAGACGUCAGUUGAACGAUCAGCUGAUCCCAGACUCAGCAUACUGAUUUUCUUGCAGGUUUAUGGUGGCCGACCGAAAGUCCGGACUGGCCUUGUGGCUUCCGCCGUUGUGUCGUCAUGGUUGUGGAGCACAGCAUUGCUGAGCUGUGUGCUUGUGACUUACAGCUACGGUCUUAGCGGUGCAUUUUGGUACGGCGCAGGUUGCUCAACUGUUAUUGUCUUUUUCGGCUACCUUGGAGUUGUUUGCAAGAGACGCGUUCCAGAGGCACACACCAUUCUAGAAGUCAUCCGCAUACGAUAUGGUAAUGUUGCACAUCUGAGCUUCACUUUUCUUGCCGUGGUCAACAAUCUCCUCAACACUAUCAACAUGAUCCUGGGUGCAUCGGCCGCCAUUUCCUUCUUAACCGGGAUACAUAUCAUGGCUUCCACUUUCUUGUUGCCUCUCGGCGUUGUUCUCUACACACUUGUCGGGGGUAUAAAGGCCACAUUUCUCACAGACUAUAUACACACCUUCAUCAUUCUUAUCUUGUGUUGCUGGCUCACACUCAAAGUCCUCAUGUCCGAGAAUGUAGGCUCGAUUGGUGGACUCUACGAUUUGGUCGUUGCCGCUGAAGAGCAGCAUGUGAUUGACGGCAACUAUGAAGGCUCUCUUCUCACCAUGACGUCGCAGCAAGGCAUUUUCUUUGCCAUAAUUCUGGUCGUCUCCAAUGUUGGAGCUGUCGUUAUGGACACCGGCUAUUUUCUGAAAGCAUUCGCAGCGUCGCCCCAUGCUGUUGUGCCUGGAUACGUUAUCGGAGGUAUUUCGUACUUCGGUAUACCAUGGUGUCUCGGUACCAUUGUUGGAAUGGCGUCGCUGGGUCUUGAAGCCUUGCCUGUGUUCCCAACGUACCCAAGAUCAAUGACAAGUGCAGAAGUCACUAGUGGGCUCGCACUACCCUAUGUGGCAAUUGCGGUUGCCGGCAAAGGAGGCGCUGUUGCCGUCUUGUUGAUGACAUUCAUGGCCGUUACGUCCACUCUAUCAGCGCAGAUCCUGGCUGUGUCCUCAAUCCUGACGUUUGACAUUUAUCGAGUAUACUUCAACAAAAAUGCCGGUAACAAAGAAGUCAUAAAAUGGGGGCAUCUUGGCGUCGUCUCUUUCGGUGUGCUAGCCGCUGGUUUCACUUCAAUGUUUCAUUACAUUGGGGUUGAUAUGGGAUGGACGCUGUAUAUGCUAGGCGUCCUCACAUGUCCCGGGGUUGUCCCGCUCAUCUUCACCAUUACUUGGCGUAAGCAAAGCGGUCUUGCAGCUGUCGGCUCUGCCUCUCUCGGAAUGGGUACCGGUCUCGGUAUAUGGCUCGGCUCUGCCUAUGUUUUCUCUGGGGAGGUAACCAUAUCCUCGACUGGUGAAACACUGCCUUGCAUGUAUGGCACUUUGGCUUCACUACUCAGUCCCUUGCUCUACAGUGUAAUUAUCUCCUCUAUCAGGUCGGAUAACUACAACUGGAGCGACUUCAAGCAAGAGAAGCUUGCUAUCGACGUAGACAAGACGGCCGACAAUCAGGCCAGAGCAGAAAAUGCAAAGUUCGCAACCGCGGCGGAUGUCUCUGAGGUCCCCAACGGCGAAAAGGAACGCCGCUGGGCUCGACACGCCUUGUGGUGGGCUGUUGCAACUUUCCUUGGUCACUGGGUACUCUGGCCACUGCCCAUAUAUGCUGCCAAAUACGUUUUCAGUAGAGAGUUCUUCACUGCCUGGACAGUUAUGUCAUUACUGUGGCUGUGGUCAACCCUAUUUGUAGUUGGUAUCUACCCCAUCUGGGAUGGUCGGCGUCACAUCAAAACAGUUCUGCACAGCCUUUCAGAUAUGGUUCACUUCAGAUUCUAG